AUGGGAACGAGGUUGUGUUGCCGUGGAAACGGGGGGUGUGGUUUCCCUGGGAACAGGAAGGGGGCGCUGUUUACAGCGGUGCUGUGCGGUGACGUCACUCGCAUGACGUCAUCAACGGGCUGGGGGCGGGCUGGGGUUCAGGGCCCGUCCUGGGGGAUUGGCCCCGGACUCGCUGUCGCGGCCGCUCGGGACACGCGGCCACCGCCGGUCCCCGCAGGCCGGGACAGUCCCGACCCUCGCAGCGCGAUGGCAGCCGCGACCUGCGACAGCGACCCGAGCCCGGGACUCCGCUCCCGCGGUGCCGGGGGCUCCUCCCCGCGCUCCCGGGACCCCUCCGCCCUCCCGGCACCUCCGGGGCUCGGACGCCGCUCGGGGAGCGCCGGCUGCGGGGCUUUGGGCACCGGCGGGCACCGGGCAGGGCUGGAGCCGGGCCGGCCUUGGGGGGCGAUUUGGGGACAGCCCCGGCUCCGUCCCGGGGCUCUCGGGGCGCUGCCGCCGCUGCCGGGCUCCGGCUCGGCCCAGGGGCUCGGCAGCAGCGGGAUCGGUGCCCGAGGCCAUCCCGAGGUGCCCGAGCCCUCGGCCGGGUGUCACCGAGAGGGGACAAACAGGGAGCGGCAGCUGCUUCCCCUCUGCGGGGCAGCUGCGAGGGAACCAUGUCCCCCAGUCUCACAGCACAUUCUCAUAGACGUCACUGGGGUCCCAGGGUUGCCCAUGGGGUCCCGGUAUCUCAUCGUGGUCACCAGGGGGAGAACCCCCAAAAUCACUGCACGAUCCUCCAGGACCUCACCAAAUCCCCAAGGACUCCCUAUUGAGGUCUCUGGGGGGCUCAGCUACACCCAAGUCAGGAACUGUUGGUGCCACCCUCUGCCCCCACACUCUGAGGAGCUUCACCCCAAUCCCUGGGACCCCCAUGCCCCCCCAUUGUCACCCACCCCGGUGGUGCCACCAGUGACAGCCCCCGAUGACAGCCAGGAGCAGGAGCAGCUGGUUGGUGGCCAUGCACUGGUAGGUGCCCGAAUGUCCCACACCGACGUCCCCAAGCUCCAGGAGGGGACCCCGGGCCAGCUCCUGGCCGUUAAGCUGUACAGGAGUGGGGCUGGGGGCCGCAGGGGGCUGGGGGUGCUGAGGCAUCUGAGAUUGAGGGGAGACCCCUCGGUGAGCUCAGGGGGACCCUCCAGCACCGGCACCGAGAAGAGCUCUGGGAAGGAGAUGGGGCCCCGGCAGCGCAGUGUCACCGUGUCCCCCUCCAGCAGUGCCCGUGCUGGCACCUGCAGCACCAGCGGCUCUGUGGGACAGCAGGGUCCCGUCACACUGAGGAGCCUGAGACAGCUCCCAAGUGCCACUCUCGGUGACAAGGAAGCUGUCGCGUCCAUCCUGCCCCCAGCGCCGCCCGUCCUUGUACCAGGUGGUGGCACCGGCGGUGCCCGAGCCCUGGCAGGUCACCUCUACCAGCCCUACAGCACCUGUCCCCAUGGCCACAUCCCCAUGGCCCUGUGCUCACUUGAUGAUCCUGUAGAACACCUGAUCAGGGAAUGGGUUGGGGGAACCCCAGGGUGGGGGAAGCAGAGGCAGGAGGAAGAGGCUGUUUGUGCUGAGAGCCACACGGGGCAGGAUCUGAGCCAGCAAGAGCAGCUUGGGAAUGGAGCCCCAGGCAGGAAGGAGCUCCCAAAGUCCUCCUGCUGGGAGCCAGUGGCCAUCCAGAGCCGCCAGCCAGGGGACAGGUGGCCCUGGCAGCGAGUGACAGCCAGUGCCCAUGGCUGGGGACACCGGGAUGGCCGGGAAGCCCAGACCCUCGGCCUCGCUGGUGCCCAGACCACCCAGCUCCUCGUGCAGCCCCCCUGGACCCCGGCGGUGCUGUGGGACCGGGUGACACUGACCUGCCAGGGCUCGGGCACCGCUGGUGCCACCACCUGGUUCAAGGACGGGCAGCGCUGGGGGCAGGAGGGACGCGACAGCUUCCUUGUCACCGAGAGUGGCACCUACACGUGUGACAGACCCGGCAGUGGGCACAGCCCCCCCGUGCUGGUGUCAAAUGAGCCGCUGGUGCUGCAGGUGCCAGCACGGGCACUGCUGGAGGGGGACACGGUGACACUGCGCUGCCGGGGCAGGCCAGACAAGCCUGUCACCAGCGUGCGAUUUUACCAGGACAACAAGAAUUUGAGUGGGUCCAUGAACAGCACGGAGAUGUCCCUGUCCCACCUGCAGCUUCACAGCAGUGGUCGCUACCGCUGCACAGGCUGGGUAGGCUCAGUAGUUAAAGUAUCAGCACCAGUAUCAGUCACAGUGCAUGAACUGAUGCUGGUCUUGUUUCGGGAAGGUCCCCCCGAGCUCACCGAGGGGUCCCCCCUCAAUCUCAGCUGCCUCAGCACCCCCAGCCCCCUGCGGCCCCCAGCCCCCCUCCUGUACAGCUUCUACCGGGAUGGGCAGAGGGUGGGGGGCCCGCAGGGGUCCCCGCACCUCCUGGUGCCUGCUGUGGGAGUCUCCCACUCGGGGAAUUACACCUGCGAGGUGAGCUCUGAAGAGGGGACCGUGCAGAAGAUCAGUGCCCGGCUCGGGGUCACGGUGCGCAGGGUCCCACCCUCGGGAGUGUCCGUGUCGGUGCAGCCCCCCGGAGGACAGGUGGCACUGGGGGACAGCCUGGUGCUGAGCUGCACGGUGACCAUGGGGACAGGUCCCCUGUCCUUCUCCUGGCACCGGGAGGGCUCGGGGGCAAUGCUGGGCACCGGCCCCCGACUGGAGCUGCGGCACAUUGGGGACAAUGACAGCGGCCACUACCAGUGCCGGGUCAGCGAUGGUGAACGUGUGGCCCAGAGUGUCCCCAUGAAUGUCACUGUCCUGGUGCCCGUGGCCAAUGCCACCAUCACCCCCGGUCCCCCGGCACUCCAGGUGCGCCCAGGUGACCCCGUGACCCUGCGCUGCUCGGUGCAGGUGGGCUCAGCCCCUGUCACCUUCACAUGGCUGCACAAUGGGCAGGAGCUGGCUCGGGGUCCCCUCCUGGAGAUUGGGGACGUCGAUGUAGGAUAUUCAGGCACCUACCAGUGCAUGGCCACCAACCAGCUGGGACAGGACGGGCACCGCGUGUUCCGGGCACUCAGCCCAGAGCUGGCCCUGGAGGUGACACCACAGGGAACCACUGGACACCGCGGAAACACUGCAGUGGCCACAGGGCUUGGCGGGUCCCUCCUCUUCCUGGUGCUGCUCCUGGGUGGAGCUUUGGGCUGGCGCCGGUGGAACAGCAUGAGUGGGCCCCUUCCGGAGCCCCCGGCCCCCCCAGAGGAGGGGGAGGUGCUGUACACCCACAUCGUGAUCACCGAGCAGAUGGGGGCGUCCCCCCGUGCCACCACACUCCAGGAUCCCCAGGUGACCUACGCGGAGCUGCCAGCAACCCAUGGGCGACCAAGGGAAUCUGGGGACAUCUACGGGAAUGUGCUGUGA
This is a messenger RNA of Cinclus cinclus, 3435 nucleotides long. RefSeq lists its product as uncharacterized. Gene Ontology annotation, biological process: cell surface receptor signaling pathway. The transcript has 22 exons. Gene Ontology annotation, molecular function: transmembrane signaling receptor activity. The coding region runs from base 1 to 3435 and encodes 1144 amino acids. The record is from RefSeq and is a predicted model, not a curated record. NCBI's taxonomy places the organism in Eukaryota, Metazoa, Chordata, Aves, Passeriformes, Cinclidae.